Molecule: messenger RNA, 7678 nt
Organism: Clunio marinus
Lineage: Eukaryota; Metazoa; Arthropoda; Insecta; Diptera; Chironomidae
Source: the annotation of a GenBank genome assembly
AUGGUUUCUUCGAUUAAAAAAAAGAAACAUUAAAAUAUAAUCAAAUUAAGCAUACGAAACAAGAAUUGUUGAUAUAAAAACCAGCAAACAUCAAGAUGUCAAAAGAUAAUCCGGUAGUCACCCAUUUUGUUCAAGGACUUAAGUCCAGAACACAUCAAAAUAAAACUGCUCAAGAACUUUUAGUUUUUGUGAAAACUGAACUAAGAGAAAUGUCGCAGGAAGAGCUUCUUGCUUUUCUUGAUGAAUUUAAUCAUCAUAUUUUCGAUAUGAUCUCAAGUGCAGAUAACAGUGAAAAGAAAGGAGGAGUUUUAGCGAUAAAAUGUCUCGUGAGUGGGGAUGUUGUCAAUACAACCACAAGCAUUUCACGAUAUCUGAACACUCUUCGUGUUUUGUUUCCAUCUAACGAUAUUGGAGUCAUGGAGUUAGCAGCAAGAACUCUCGUAAAGUUGGGUCAACUUCCGGGUUCUAAAGGAGUUGAAAGCUUUGAAUAUGACAUCAAACAAGCAUUUGAGUUUAUUUCUGAUGAAAGAAAUGAGGGAAAACGUCACGCAGCUGUCAUCAUCUUACGUGAACUUGCUGCAGCCAAUCCAACGUUUUUCUACCAACAAGUGUCAAGCUUUUUCGAUCACAUUUUCACAGCUAUUCGUGACACAAAACCAAUGAUUCGUGAAGGUGCUGGUCAAGCACUUCGAGCAGCUUUGGUAGUCACAUCGCAACGAGAAAAUGUAAAGUCAGGUGCAAAGCCAACAUGGUACAAACAAUGUUUCGAUGAAGCAAUGUUUUGUUUCGGAGAAAUUCCAAGUAAAGAAAAAGGUGUGUCAAAGGAAGAUCGCGUUCAUGGCGCUCUCAUUGUUUUAAAUGAAGUGUUGAGAUGUUCAAAUGCUAUUUGGGAAAGGAAGUAUACAUCAUUGAAGCGUCUUCAUCCAGAACAGCCUCGCUUUCAUCAUGAUGAAUCUUCAAAUAUUUUUCCUCGUUUUAAGACGUCGUUCACAGAUAAAUUUGGCGGUGGAUCUUCAAGUGGAAAUACUUCGCAAUUCUUAUCUCCGUCAUCAUAUCCAUAUAAUUAUCCAUACGAUUAUGACACAGAUUCGAAAUUCUCACGACAAUCGUUAUCGAUUAAUGAGUCCGCAACAUGUCGUCAGAUAAUAAUCGAUAAUUACGAUGAAAUUUGCUUAAAAGUUUUGGAACAACGUCACAUAAAGACAUCAUAUGUCCAACAAUCUCUUUUAAAUAUUCUACCUCGUUUAGCAGCUUUCAAUCGUGAAGAGUUUGUUAAGAAACAUUUAAAAGUUAUUGUUGAGUUUUUAUUGUACACAUUGAAGAAUCGAGAGAAGGACAGAAACAUUGCAUUUGUUACACUUGGAUUCAUUGCUGUUGCUGUUGAGAAAAGUAUUCAACAAGAACGAUACAUCGAUAAAAUUAUGGAAGUUGUGAAAGCUUCAUUACCACAAAAAGAUGUUCCAUCAAAGAAGAAAACCGUCAUGGAUCCGUCUGUGUUCAUGUGUAUCACUUUACUAGGACAUGCAGUUAAAAAUGGAAUUUCCAAAGAUGUCAAAGACAUUCUCGAGCCAAUGUUUUCAACAGGAUUAACUCCGGGACUUACAAUUUGUUUGCGAGAAUUAGCUGAAAAUAUUCCCAACAUAAAACGAGAAGUUUCAGAUUUGUUAUUGAAAAUGUUGUCGCAAGUUUUGCUGAGUAAACCACAAACUCAAGUUGGAACACCAAAACAUAAUAUCACAGCUCAACUCGCUGCAUUAACAGUGACAUCCGAUUCACAACAACAGCCUGACAUUGCGACAAUCGUUUUAGCAUUGCGAACACUUGGAACGUUUCAUUUCGAAGGUCACAGUUUGUUGCCAUUUGUUCAACGUUGUGCUGAUCAUUUUCUUAUUAAUGAACAACAAGAGAUAAGAAUUGAAGCUGUUCAAACAUGCAGCAGUUUAUUGAAAGUAUCAAUUCAGCAAUCAUCGGAAGGUUCUGGAAUCUCUGAAACAUUAAAGGAGACAAUUUGUCAUGUCUUGGAGAAACUUUUGAUUGUUGGUGUGACGGAUGUUGAUGCGAAUGUUCGAUUGCGAGUUUUGAAAUCUUUAGAUGAGACAUUUGACGCUCAACUUGCUCAACCGUGGUUUCUUUCAUCACUGCUUGUGACAUUAAAUGAUGAAGUGUUUGAGAUCAGAGAACUAGCCAUCAUCACUAUUGGACGAUUGUCAGCUAUGAAUCCAGCUUAUGUCAUGCCGAGUUUAAGAAAAACUCUUGUUCAACUUCUAACAGAGCUCGAACAUUCAGGAAUGAGUCGAAAUAAAGAACAAAGUGCACGAAUGUUGGAUCAUUUGAUUGUUAACACACCGAGAUUGAUUUCAGCAUAUAUGCGACCGAUUUUAACAAUUCUUGUGCCAAAAUUGAGGGAAUCUGAAUCAAAUCCUGGUGUGAUGUUGAACAUUCUCCGUGCAAUUGGAGACUUGGCUGAAGUUAAUGGCGGAUCAAAUGUUAUGGAAUUUUACGCUGAAGAUUUAUUGACAAUCUUGCUUGACAUGUUGACAGAUGCCGGCGCACCACAUAAACGUGGCGUUGCUUUAUGGACGUUGGGGCAACUUGUAAGUGCAACAGGGCAAGUUGUGACGCCUUAUCACACUUAUCCCAAUCUCAUCGACAUUCUCAUCAACUUUCUUAAGACCGAAACUGAUAUUCUCGUUCGUCGGGAGACGAUUCGCGUUCUUGGACUUUUGGGUGCUUUGGAUCCAUAUAAACAUAAAAUAAAUCGCGGACUUAUCGAUAGUCAAAGUGACAAUAUUUUAAUAUCAAUUUCUGAUAUAAAAGUUGAUGAGUAUAACGACUUAUCAACAGCUGAGAUGCUUGUUAACAUGGGAAAUCUUCUUGAAGAAUAUUAUCCGGCUGUUGCAAUAUCAACUUUAAUGAAAAUACUUCGAGAUCCAAAUCUUGCACAACAUCACACGAGUGUCGUUCAAGCUGUGACGUUCAUCUUUAAAAGUUUGGGAAUUAAAUGUGUUCCAUAUUUGUCGCAAGUUUUACCAAGUCUUCUAAAUAACAUUCGAAAUUCUGAUCUUAAUAAACGUGAGUUUCUAUUUCAACAGUUGUCUAUAUUAAUUGAAAUUGUCAAGCAACACAUCAUCAGUUACAUGAGUGACAUAUUCAAAUUGGUGAAAGAUUUUUGGGUACCAUCAAGUGAAUCAUCACAAAUCACUUUAAUAAAUCUUGUCGAGAAGAUUGCAAUAGCUUUGGGAUGUGAAUUUAAAGUUUAUUUAUCACAAUUGAUGCCACAAAUUCUUCGUGUUUUGUCACAUGACAAUUCAAAAAAUCGAACAGUGACGCUGAAACUUUUAAAUGCUUUACAGAAGUUUGGCGAUAAUUUGGACGAAUAUUUGCAUUUGAUUAUUCCGCCGAUUGUGAAACUUUUCGAGCCGAUUGAUGUUCCACAAAAUGUUUGUACUGCUGCACUUGACACAAUUAAUUAUUUGGCAGAAAUUCUCGACUUUACCGAUUUCUCAUCGAGAAUUCUCCAUCCACUCGUGAGAGUUCUUGACAAUUAUCCGGAAAUGCGACAAACAGCAUUAGCAACACUUUGCUCGAUGGUCAUUCAACUUGGAAAGAAUUAUUUGAUCUUCGUUCCAUUGGUGAAUAAAGUUUUAUUCAAGCACAAGAUAAAUUGCAAUGAAUACACAAAACUUCUGACGAAACUUCAAAGCAACACAACUUUGGCGCUUGACGAUGAGUUUCGAAUAAGACAAGCAAGAUUUAAGCAUCGUGAAGUGUCAAAUGUUGCAAGUGCUGACUCAAAUACAAUAAGAAAGUUGACAGUUCAAGAAAGCGAUUUACAAAUUCUUUGGCAGUCAAUAAGACGAGUAUCGAAAGAUGAUUGGAUUGAAUGGCUGAAAACACUCAGCAUUGGAUUAUUGAAAGAGUCACAAUCACCAGCACUUCGUGCAUGUAAGCCACUUGCACAAAACUAUCCAAAACUCCUACGUGACUUAUUCAAUGCUGCGUUCAUCUCAUGUUGGACUGAAUUAAGCAAUGAAAAGAAAAUUCAAUUAGCAGCAAGUUUAAAGCAAGCAUUGAUGGUUCCUGAUCUACCAGAAAUCACACAAACAAUUCUCAACUUGGCUGAAUUUAUGGAACAUUGUGACAGUCAACAUUUGCCAAUUGAACCCGAACUUUUAGGUGAACGUGCGAUGGAAAGUCGUGCUUAUGCGAAAGCCCUUCAUUACAAAGAAGCAGAGUUUCGUCAAGAAAAAAGCCAUCAAGUUAUUGAAGCAUUGAUUCAUAUCAACAACAAACUUCAACAAAAAGAAGCAGCUGAAGGGUUGUUGGGCUACGUGAUGGCACAUCCUGAGCUUGAGAUUCAAGUCAGAUGGUAUGAGAAACUUCAUAACUGGGACAUUGCUUUGGGAUUAUAUGAAGAAAAGUUGAAGAAGUUUGACGAUGAUGUUGACUCGUAUUUGGGUCAAAUGAGAUGCUUAGAAGCGCUUGGUGAAUGGAAUUCAUUGAGUGAUUUAGCAAAUACAAAAUGGGAUGUUUUAGGAAGUGAUGGACAGUCACGUGCUGGAAGAUUAGCGGCAGUUGCUUCAUGGGGACUUCAAGAUUUCGAGAAGAUGGCUGAAUAUGUUAAUUGCAUUCCUGAAGACACACAAGAUGGCUCAUUUUAUCGUGCAGUUCUUUCGAUUCACAAUGGUGACUUUGAAUGUGGACAAAAGUUUAUUGACAACACUCGAGUGCUUCUUGACACAGAACUUACAGCAAUGGCUGGUGAAUCUUAUGAACGUGCUUAUGGUGCGAUGGUUUGUGUUCAAAUGCUUGCAGAACUUGAAGAAGUUAUUCAAUAUAAACUUAUCCCAGAACGACAUGAAAAUAUUAAGAAAAUGUGGUGGAAACGACUUCGUGGUGGGCAAAGACUUGUCGAAGAUUGGCAACGCAUCAUUCAAGUUCAUUCACUUGUCGUCUCACCACAAGAAGAUGUUCAUACAUGGUUAAAAUAUGCUUCAUUAUGCCGUAAAAAUCGUAAACUAAAAUUAUCACAUAAGACACUUGUUAUGUUGUUGGGAUGUGAUCCAUCAGCAAGUCCCGAACUUGAUUUGCCAUACAUUCAACCUGAAGUGACAUUUGCAUACACAAAACAUUUGUGGAUGGAUGGAAAAGAGCAAGACGCAUAUGAUAAAUUAAGUAGAUUUGUUUCAACAUUUAAAGCGAGUGUAACACAAAAGAACGCACAACAAGUGACGCCGAGUUUUGAAGCUAAUAAUCGUCUUCUUGCUAAAUGUUACAUGAAACUUGGAUUAUGGCAAAAUAAACUCCAAGGGUUGAAUGAACAAUCAAUUAAUAGUAUAUUAUCUUAUUACGAAUCUGCAACAAAACACGAUAAAGCUUCAUACAAAGCAUGGCAUUCAUGGGCUUAUGCCAACUUUAGAGUUAUUCAAACACAACGACUUGCAUUUAUGCAAAAAGCUGAUGCUAAUGGGAAUGCAGCAUCAGCUGCCGCUAAUGAAUUGUUGAGGAAAGAACGUGAAAAUCAGUUAGUUCAACAAUAUGCUGUGCCAGCAUUGAAAGGUUUCUUUAGAUCGAUUAAUCUUUCUCAAGGAAAUUCACUUCAAGACACUCUACGUUUAUUGACAUUGUGGUUCGAUUAUGGACAAUCAGCUGACGUAAUCGACGCUUUGACUGAAGGAAUUCGUAUAAUCGAAAUCAACACAUGGCUUCAAGUAAUUCCACAAUUGAUUGCAAGAAUCGACACACCACGAUUAUUUGUUGGUCAACUCAUCAAUAAACUUCUUUCCGACAUCGGAAAAUCGCAUCCACAAGCUCUCGUUUAUCCACUUUCAGUUGCUGCAAAAUCAAAUCAAUCAUCAAGAAAAGCAGCUGCUAACAAAGUUUUAGACUCAAUUCGUGAGCAUUCACCGACACUUGUUGAACAAGCGAAGAUGUGUAGUGAAGAAUUAAUUCGUGUUGCGAUUCUGUGGCAUGAACAGUGGUAUGAAGGUUUGGAAGAAGCUUCACGACUUUAUUUCGGUGAACGUGACAUAAAAGGAAUGUUUGACACUCUUGCACCACUUCAUGCAAUGCUUGAACGUGGACCUCAAACUUUAAAAGAAACUUCAUUUAAUCAAGCUUAUGGACGCGAAUUAUCAGAUGCUUUAGAAUGGUGCAACAAUUACAAACUCACAGCAAAUCCUCGAGACUUGACACAAGCUUGGGAUCUUUAUUAUCACGUUUUUCGUCGAAUUUCUAAGCAAUUGCCACAACUAACAUCGUUAGAGCUUCAAUAUGUCAGUCCAAAAUUGUUGAAGUGUCGUGACUUGGAAUUAGCCGUUCCUGGAAGUUACACACCGGGACAAGAACUUAUAAGAAUUACAAGCAUUCGAACGAAUCUUCAAGUCAUCACAUCAAAGCAACGUCCAAGGAAGCUUUGCGUUCAUGGAUCAAAUGGGAAAGAUUACAUGUUCUUGUUGAAGGGACAUGAAGAUUUAAGACAAGAUGAGCGAGUUAUGCAGUUGUUUGGCUUGGCAAACACUUUGCUACUCAACGAUCCCGACACCUUCCGAAGGAAUUUAACCAUUCAACGUUACGCUGUCAUUCCACUGAGUACGAAUAGUGGCUUGAUCGGUUGGGUUCCAAACACAGACACACUUCACGUUCUCAUUCGCGAUUAUCGUGAGAAGAAGAAAACUUUAAUUAAUAUUGAACAUCGAUUGAUGUUACGAAUGGCGCCUGAUUAUGAAAAAUUAACUUUGAUGCAGAAAGUUGAAGUCUUUGAAUAUGCUUUGGGUUUGACAAGCGGCGAUGAUUUAGCGAAACUUUUAUGGCUUAAAAGUCCAUCAUCGGAAGUUUGGUUUGAGCGUCGUACAAACUACACAAGAUCAUUGGCGACAAUGUCAAUGGUUGGAUAUAUUUUAGGUCUUGGUGAUCGUCAUCCAUCGAAUCUUAUGCUGGAUCGUUUAAGUGGAAAGAUUUUGCAUAUUGAUUUUGGCGAUUGCUUUGAGGUUGCAAUGACACGAGAAAAGUUCCCAGAAAAAAUUCCAUUCCGUCUCACGCGAAUGUUAAUUAAUGCAAUGGAAGUGACAGGAAUUGAAGGAACUUACAGACGAACAUGUGAGAGUGUCAUGAAUGUUUUGAGAAAGAAUAAAGACAGCUUGAUGGCUGUUUUAGAAGCUUUUGUGUAUGAUCCGUUGCUUAAUUGGCGUUUAUUGGAUGCAAAUGAUAAGAACAGACGAUCGAAGGCUGAUGUUGCUGGUGGUGGAAAUAUUGACAGUUUAGGGGAAAGUGCUGAUGAUGCAAUGGAUCUUUUAAGUUUUGCAGGCAAUCAGAAGCCUGUUGCACCAAAAUCAAAUCCAAAUCCCGAAGUCAAUCCUGAUGACAAUGCACAGAAUUACGUUCAUCCAGCUGAAGUCACGAAUAAGAAAGCGAGAUUGAUUAUUGAUCGUGUGAAGCAGAAAUUGACAGGAAACGACUUCAAUACGAAUGAACCUCAUGAUGUUCAAAAACAAGUUGACUUGCUUAUUCAACAGGCUACAAAUAAUGAAAAUUUAUGUCAAAAUUAUAUUGGUUGGUGUCCGUUUUGGUAAACAAUUGUCGCCUUUGCAUUGCAUAUUUAUAGUUUGAACCUAGAAUAGAAAUUUCAUAAUCAUUUGUAAAGUUAAGGAAAUAAAAGAAAACAUUUUUUGCCUUGAAA